CAUGCGCGAGUGUAUGGUGUCACGUGAUAUCGCUUUGAACAGGCUCGGCGGAAACGGAAAAGGUGAUGUGGAGCCAACAUGGCGGAUAGGCUAACGCAGCUUCAGGAUGCAGUUAACUCCCUGGCUGAUCAGUUCUGUAAUGCGAUUGGAGUCCUGCAGCAAUGUGCCCCACCUGCCUCCUUCAGCAACAUCCAGACCGCCAUCAACAAAGACCAGCCCUCCAACCAAACAGAAGAAUACGCCCAGCUGUUUGCAGCACUGAUAGCAAGAACAGCAAAAGAUGUUGAUGUGCUGAUUGACUCUCUGCCCAGUGAAGAAUCUACUGCUGCACUGCAGGCUGCCAGUCUGAGGCAGUUGGAAGAGGAGAACCAGGAAGCUGCGGCCCGUCUGGAGGAAGUAGUUUACAGAGGAGACAUGCUGCUGGAGAAGAUUCAGUCAGCUCUAGCAGACAUCGCCCAAUCACAGCUGCGCACACGCAGCGGAGCCCCGAGUCAGCUGACACCACCAGAGUCAUGACAGCGACCGACCAACCACACAUGGACUAUAUCAUCACAGCAGGGAUUUUAUACUCAUCCUCCAUGGAUCGCAGGAGAGCAUGUGUUAAAUGAAGUUUGUUUCUGGACUGAAGAGUGUUUCUGAUUGUUUUCCAUCGCAUGUCUUGAUUUAUAUGACCUCUGAUAUCCUUUUCUACCUGAUAAAUGUAAAUGUUCAGCAUCCAUCAGCCUUUUUCAGACAGUUGGCAUCUGGGUAAUUUUUUUGCUUUGCUAUAUUUAAUGAUGUUUUUUUUCUUGUUAUGGUUAUGCGGUGUUCAUUUUGUUUUAACAAAAUACAUUUGUAUGAUAGACAUUCAAAAAUGUUGAAUGAAAUGCUUGUUAUUCUUCGCAGAUUGAAUUAUGAAUUCCUUCAUUUGUCUCAUGCAAUUCCUUAGUCAAUAGACUAUUCUUUAACAGAUUUAUACACAUAAGAGAUCUUAAACAUUGUAGUUUUAUUCUUAUUUUAUCACUCCGUCUAUCAAAUGUUUUGGUUGGUUCUGAACUGACUUAAGAAACUUAACUUCAUCAUGAAAACAAACACAACAAAGAACUUUCUCUUUAUUUAUUCCUUCUUUUUCUAGCUUGUACUUAUUUGAACAAUGUCCAAAACUUGGUAUUACAAGCACUUCCUGUGUCUGUUUGCCUCUUUAAGAAGAAUCGCUUUAUGUAUCCCCCAAUUC
Messenger RNA from Carassius gibelio (silver crucian carp), 1213 nucleotides. RefSeq names its product mediator of RNA polymerase II transcription subunit 21. NCBI's taxonomy places the organism in Eukaryota, Metazoa, Chordata, Actinopteri, Cypriniformes, Cyprinidae. The transcript is spliced from 4 exons. Gene Ontology annotation, biological process: regulation of transcription by RNA polymerase II. Gene Ontology annotation, cellular component: mediator complex. The coding region runs from base 79 to 516 and encodes 145 amino acids. The record is from RefSeq and is a predicted model, not a curated record. Gene Ontology annotation, molecular function: transcription coregulator activity.